AUGUUGCGCGGACGCAAUCUGUUCGCGCUCCAAGCGCGUCGAGGUCCGACCGAGCGGGUGCAGACAUUGACGCUGCUUGUGCACGUGCGGGAGCAGGAUCUAAGUCACUUUAACGGAAGGAGCGGGACAGCAGGAGCGCAACGUAUAGCGCGAUUGGUGGAGCUGCUGGACCGUGAUGAAGCGUUUCAAGCGCUUGUACAAGAGACGGACGACGUCCCGCGACAACUUGAGCAGCGAGUCAAGAGCAAGGGCAAAGACGAGACGCACACGUUCGAGCUCUCGGACGUGACAAUUCAGUGGCAGGUGGCAGACGAGUCGGGUCUUCCCUGCGUCUUGCAGCGUGUGCAAAGUGGCAGUGACGGAGCUAAGUCUUGGGGGCGAAACACGGCGGUCGGUAGUGUCGAAGCCACAGGGAAGUAUCGUCCGCUGCCUGUGCGACAGCUGGUCGUGGCUGUCUGGAUGUACCCGCCUCAUGUCGAGGUUGUCCUCACGGAGGAACGCACACCCGUUAGCGACGUCGUCAAGCAGGACUUCUUCGCUGAUAUGGACAAGGACAAUGACAGCGUGGAUGAGGAUCUGUUGGAAGAUUGUGGUGACUCGCGCUGA
Molecule: messenger RNA, 606 nt
Organism: Peronospora matthiolae
Lineage: Eukaryota; Oomycota; Peronosporomycetes; Peronosporales; Peronosporaceae
Source: the annotation of a GenBank genome assembly